Trypanosoma cruzi is the source of this 627-nucleotide messenger RNA. RefSeq lists its product as uncharacterized. The transcript has a single exon. Lineage: Eukaryota; Euglenozoa; Kinetoplastea; Trypanosomatida; Trypanosomatidae. The coding region runs from base 1 to 627 and encodes 208 amino acids. The record is from RefSeq and is a predicted model, not a curated record. Gene Ontology annotation, biological process: protein homooligomerization. Gene Ontology annotation, molecular function: protein binding.
AUGUCGGUGCGGGCGAUGAACUGGAUACAGAGGAACCUCGGCUUUGACGUAACCGGUGAGUGGGCACAGCAGGUUUCGCUAAAUGUUGGGGGCGUUACAUUUUUGACGUACCGAGCGACUUUUAGGUCAUUCCACGAACACCCCAUAUUCGGGCCGAUAGUCAACGGCACCGGGAAAGUCAGCGAGGACGGCUCUUUUUUCAUUGAUCGUGAUGGUGUAACAUUCCGCCACGUUCUCAACUUCCUUCGCACCGGUGCCUUGCUGCUGCCUGAGUCUUUUGAUGAGUGGGAGCAGCUACUCAGCGAUGCACAGUUCUUCCAGUUACCGGAGCUAGAGAAGGCCAUUCUUGGAAGAUUUGAGUACCAGCGAUUGGUUUUCCGCCGGGCACUCCCGCAAGCCGUAUUUGUGCACUGGCCAGGGGGCAAUCAAUCUAAAAAUGGGGUUGUGAUUGAGCCUCAACUGCCCGCGUUGAAGAUUUCUGACGAUGGAUCGGGGGUACACUACCAAGGGGAACUGCUGCGGAGCAUCGACGAGUUGAUCACGACCCUGCUUUCAGCAUAUGGAUUUGUUAUUCAGCAUUGGAAUAAGCGAGAGGGCAAGGUAUUUCUAAGCCUUGGCUGCACAUGA